This is a messenger RNA of Schistocerca nitens (vagrant locust), 726 nucleotides long. It is a transcript of the gene mRpS18C, whose product is annotated as 28S ribosomal protein S18c, mitochondrial. Lineage: Eukaryota; Metazoa; Arthropoda; Insecta; Orthoptera; Acrididae. The transcript has 4 exons. The record is from RefSeq and is a predicted model, not a curated record. Bases 135 to 569 code for a protein of 144 amino acids. Gene Ontology annotation, biological process: mitochondrial translation. Gene Ontology annotation, cellular component: ribosome; mitochondrial small ribosomal subunit. Gene Ontology annotation, molecular function: structural constituent of ribosome; small ribosomal subunit rRNA binding.
CCGUUCUAGUAUCGAUGUUUUCAGUCGUAGCAUGAAAUCGAUAUAAACGAGAGAGCGGAAACCAAAACAAAACAGUACUACACUACAGUACAGUAACAGCUUGGCGGUGGUCGGGUGAACGUGAACUGUGCGAGAUGUGUUCACCGUGGCGUGGGUGGAAACGGUUGGUAGAUAUGUAUAAAAUACAAACAGUACCAUCAAGAUGCUACUUCGAAAGUACCUACGAUGCACCUGAUGACCUGGUAGCUGCAAGACAAAAGGACAUGCCGGAUUCGAAUAUGGAGAACCCUUAUAAACGUGACAAAACGCUGUGCGUUUUGUGCAAAUAUAACAUUACACCUAAUUACAAGAACGUGAAAUUGUUGUCCCAGUUUAUAUCACCAUACACAGGACGCGUUUAUGGCAGACACAUCACGCGACUCUGCUCAAACCAACAAGCGAAGGUAGAAGCAGAAAUAAAGAAAGCGCGAGAUGCAGGUAUGAUGGCGUAUUACUUGAAAGAAGUGGAAUUCCUUAAGGACCCAAAAUUGUUCAAUCCAGAACAGCCUGUGCGUCCCCACAGAUUCUAGACAGUUAUUUGACUAUUUUCUUUAUCAGUCUAAUUGUAUAUGGGUUGUAUACUCAAGAAACUUUGGGGAACAAUGAAUAAUUCAAAGACUGACCAUUAUAUUUGAUCUUGUUGUUGUAUUAUAGAAUAUAUUGAUAAUAAAAGUUUACAAGCUGUAA